AUGGGUCAAAUUAUUUCUUACAUUACGGGGUUUUGGGCGGUCCCACCGCUCCUGAAUCUGCCAACCGAGAUCAUUUUGCUGAUUGUAUCGCACCUCUCUUCAUCCCCGGAAUCCCUUGUCGCCCUGUCGCUAACCUGCAAAGCCCUCUCUUCGAUUCUUGAUAGGGAUGCAGUGAAACUUUGUGAGAAAUCACGGCGCCAGCUUCUGUUAUUGCUUGAGAAAGAUCUUGGCAGUAGAUUCUUCUACUGCUCAGUCUGUUGCCAACUCCAUCAUUUCUCGCAGCAGUGGAGUCCCAUUACUGCAGACUAUCUCUGGAUGCCUAAAAGUUGUAUUGACUACUACUACAAUAAAAACUUUCGACCAACUCCUGCAUUGUUCGGAAAUAGAAAUUACCUAUAUGGGCGCCUUGUUAUGAAUCGUCACCUCCAUGGUUCUCCAAAAGGGUUACCUCUGAAAAGCCUCCAACAUCCCACCCUAGUGGCCAGUUGGGGCGAUGGGCCAUUAUGGCUAGAAACUCCGUCCCCAAGGAUAAUUGGCGAUGAAUUAUUCCUCUGUAUUACGCAUACACUUGCAGGAGAAGCGGCUACACUGCGAGAUGCGAUUGAUGAGGGGCGGCACGGCAUCUGCAUGCAUGUCGCCACGGAUCCAGUUGAUUUGUGGAACACACACCGGCGCGAUGUCUACAGGAUGCCAGAGUUGUUUGAACCCGAGGGGAGCAAGGCACAAAGGCCGCCGCCUUUUGAAGAAUGCCGAGACGUGCCGGGAUCCUGCACUGUGUGCUUGACUGACUACAUCACCACAAUUGAGCGUGCCAAGGUGCGCGAAAUUACUCAAUGUCAAACUUGUAAAUCCAGUGUCAACCAGGUUUCUAUUGAGCCGCCGCUCGAUGGUUGGUCUAUCACGAUUACUGCCUACCAUCAGUUGGGACGUUGUCGCGACCCAGAGGAUUGGAAAUGGGUAUCUUUCUUGGAAUCCCCACUAGACCGAAUACUCUCCAAGAGCCCAGCCAAGCGAGAUAUGGCCGUUUACCCUCCUGGUGUAAUAAGGAGGAAAUGGCAAACUGUGGAGUCACCAAUCGAGGGGUUAAAGCACCACAAGAAAGUAUGGACGGAAAUCCUAGGCGUGUUGCUCUAA
Molecule: messenger RNA, 1134 nt
Organism: Trichoderma atroviride IMI 206040
Lineage: Eukaryota; Fungi; Ascomycota; Sordariomycetes; Hypocreales; Hypocreaceae
Source: RefSeq, a predicted model, not a curated record